AUGUCUGGUCGCGACUACUUCGACGGCGACGGUACCCCGGAUAGCCCGAUGGUUGUCCCUUCUGACGAGAGCACCGGCGAUGGCGAGAACUCUCCUCAGCCGCGCAACAACGAUAGGGAGGUCGCUCAGGACGGUGACUACCACGAGGAUGAGCAGGCUACCUCAAAUGCUGGCACCGACGAGCAAGACACUGCCGCGACGGACACCCAGCCUGUUGCUUCUGCUCCCCGUACACUUCUUCCGGCCGUCUGCAUCCUGCCUGCUCCAGCACCCACUGCCAUCCCAACAGCUGCUCAGGCCCAGGACGUCCCCAUCCUGCCUGCUCCAGCGCCCAGCGCCAACCCGACAGCCAACCCGGCCAGUAACGGUUCUGGUCCUGCUCCCGCAGACAUUCCCGGUUUUGACCCUACAACCGUUACAGCUGGCUUGCCGACCCACAUGAGGAGCAUCGGGAACAUCGUGCCGCCUGGUGUCAACCAGGCUCUGAAGUGCAACCGCGAGACGCUCGUUCCACACGCCUCUAACCCGACCAAAAUCACUGCAAAGUUCCGCGUAGAGGUCCCUGGUCGUACGGGCGAGUACUACGAGCAGACGGACGCUAUCCCGGUGAGGGACGAGAGUGUAGUCUCUUCCAGAGACCCGAAGUACUACUUCAUCCCCGACCUGACGGUGUCCAAACUCCAGAAGAAGAUCCGGGAGAACAAGAAGAACGCGCAAGCUCCCAACCAAUGGAUUCGUCAAGGUACGUCGUACACCUGGGUCCGCAAGGAUCCGAAGGGAGGUCCAGACCAGGUGUUCGACCUCACGAUCAUGUUCCGGCGCCUCAAUGCAACCACGCACAAGUAUGAGGAGAUGUACCUCAACUUGAAGAUGCUGAUCAACCCUGAUCCCAACACCAAGACGUGGAUGUACGCGUACAACAAGUGGAUCGAUCAGAUUCGACGUCGCCGUGACGCCAUGUACAAUCAGGUCCACCACAAAGACCACUGGUCGGUUGCGGAGCGUCGUGCGCUAUGUGAGGCCAUCAACGCCUACAUCCGAAAGUCUGGCCUGGUGCGCUUCGGGUCCGGUGCUACGGUCCAGAUCCCACAGGCGGACAUGCAAGACAUGGCCGACGCCGUCAACAAGGUAGGCACAUAUAAGCGCAAACCCGACGCGGUUCGAGGCCAGAUCUUCUCCUCGCACGUCAAGAAGAACAAGGCCAUCUUCGACUUGGUGAACCUAGCGAAAGACAUCCGAGAACGCGUGGCAUCGGGCGAGAUACUACCUCGGGAUAUGCGCUACCCAACAGAGGCAAUUCCACGCCACGCCUUUCCCAAGGACCUGACGCCUCUGAAGAGGCGUGGCGCUAGUGACAAGGACGCGGAUGCUAGGAAGCGCGGCGCUGACCUCAUGGACGAUGGGAGGUCAGACCACUCCGACGCUCCAGCAGACGACGUGCCCCUGCCAGGUUGCAUGCAGGACUUCUUGAACGGCAACCCAGCCACCGGCAUACGCCCCUCGAAGAAGGUCAAGUUCAUGACCGAAUCUGGCGAUGAGCUUCCGGACGACGAACAGUGGGCGGAGACGGAUGAAGAGAUCUUGUCGGAGGGCGCCGAGCGAGCUCGCAGUGAGGUAGCUUUGGAGUCUGUCUCGGGCGCAUAUGACUCGGUAGAGGAGGCUAGCGAUGACGAGGACGUUGAGGAGCGUGAGCACCAGGAUGCGAACGACAUGCGGUCGGCUAUUCACAACUCUUACAAUCGUCGGGCCGUGCCGUCCUCAGUGGGCAUCCAGAUUCCUGGAGAAGAAGACAGCGACGACUCGGACAGCGACUCAGAAGAUGAUGAGCCUACCUCUGCUGCUGCUUCCUCGGGCAAGACAGCAAAGGGUCGGCAGCGCGCUCAGGCUGCUGCUGGGCCGGCUACCCCUUCGCCGCCACAGAAACGCAGGUACUCCCGGGAUGAUGAGAAUGACGCCAGCGAGGGCGACGACGAGUCAGAUAUGGGCACUCCUCAGGGUCGGUCUAUCAAGAAGGCGCGCACAAAGCCCAGCAAGUAG
Messenger RNA from Parastagonospora nodorum SN15, 2037 nucleotides. RefSeq lists its product as hypothetical. NCBI's taxonomy places the organism in Eukaryota, Fungi, Ascomycota, Dothideomycetes, Pleosporales, Phaeosphaeriaceae. The transcript has a single exon. The record is from RefSeq and is a predicted model, not a curated record. Bases 1 to 2037 code for a protein of 678 amino acids.